CAGUCACAACCGCGGGAAUCUAUUGUAGCUGCGAGCCACUACAAGUACGCUGCAGUUGUCAACAAGGGACUGACUCUCACAGCGCUAGCAAUUCCGUGAUGUCUGACGACCCGCCUGAGAAGAACGACGAGAAACCAGUCGUCAUCACCUGGAAGGUUGACCCAGAACGUAAAGAUGAUAGACAACGACGACGAGAGAUUCGAAAAGACUACAGAGCCUUGAUUAACGACAUGGUAUCACCAGAUGUACACCAGGAGCUCAUACGUGCUGAAAGCAAUGGAGUGCAUCAAAGGCUAGACAACAUUGACAAUCUCUAUGUGAAAGUGGAGCAUGCCAGGGAGGCUGUGCUGGAUUCAGAAGCACUGAAGAUUGCAUCAAAGUAUGCAACUGUGCAAGCGCAGUCCUUAAAAACACAUGCAGUUGUGUUUGAUCCUCACAUCUUUGCUGAGAAAUUGGUGACAUUUAUGAGUGAUCGGACAGAUGAGAGUGAGCAGACUGUUUCUAAGCUGGACUGGCACAAAUUGGGAUGCACAGUGGCGGGAUACUUCAGACGAGCACCGUCUGUUAACUUCAUGUAUGGGUCAUUGGCAGUGGAUGCCAAUAUUGCUGCAAGGUCAGAGAGGAAACAGAGGGAAAGAUCUCGAGAAUCUGCACCACAAGUCACUCCUCAGCAGGUUGGGAAAGAACAAGAUUCCCCUGAAGAAGCAACAACAAAAGAAGUCCAAAGGGUGGAUAGAGAGCUGAAAGAUGUAUUGAGAAAGAAUGAAGGAGAUGUUUCGUACUGGGAUUUUGUGAUCAACCCAUGCUCAUUUUCUCAAACAGUAGAGAACAUCUUCCAUUUGUCAUUCUUAAUAAAGGAUGGAAGAUAUGAAAUAUAUGAAGAGGAUGAUUUACCAUGGAUAAGGAAUGCUCCAGUGGUGGAGAAUGGUGAUGAAAGAGCCACAGAAAGGAAACAAACAAUCGUUGCAAUAACCAUGCCAUUGUGGGAAAAACUAAAGGAAGUGUUUGAGAUAACUGAACCACUGAUACCAACUCGACCUGGUUGUGAAGAUGGCAAUCGUAGGCGUUAGAUAAAUGUGCUUCUCACUGAUCAGACAGCUUGAAGAAGUUAUAGUGUAGAUGCUUUACUUAUGUUGUAAGACUGACAAAAAGUCACUCGUUUCUCUAACUGAGUUUUUAAGCCGAAACUAUCGCUAAAAGGAAUUGACUGUUUCAAUUCGAAACAUAACAUUUUAUCUAAUUACAAGACUAGCUGUUUUUCCUUCAACCACGAUUGAUUUUACUUUGCUCA
Corticium candelabrum is the source of this 1291-nucleotide messenger RNA. Its product is annotated as non-structural maintenance of chromosomes element 4 homolog A-like. The record is from RefSeq and is a predicted model, not a curated record. The transcript has 10 exons. Lineage: Eukaryota; Metazoa; Porifera; Homoscleromorpha; Homosclerophorida; Plakinidae. Gene Ontology annotation, biological process: DNA repair. Gene Ontology annotation, cellular component: nucleus; Smc5-Smc6 complex. The coding region runs from base 99 to 1070 and encodes 323 amino acids.